AUGACCACCAUGGAUUUACGUGUCGGAAACAAGUACCGUAUCGGCCGCAAGAUCGGAAGCGGUUCGUUCGGUGAUAUCUACCUCGGUACCAACAUAAUCUCGGGCGAGGAAAUUGCCAUCAAGCUCGAGAGCGUCAAGGCCAAACACCCCCAAUUGGAAUAUGAAGCUCGUGUCUACAAGUCGCUUGCCGGUGGUGUCGGUAUCCCAUUUGUGCGUUGGUUCGGUACUGAGUGUGACUACAAUGCCAUGGUCAUCGACCUGCUCGGUCCUAGUUUGGAGGAUCUCUUCAACUUCUGCAACCGCAAGUUCACUCUGAAGACCGUUCUUCUGCUGGCCGACCAGCUCAUCUCCCGGAUCGAAUAUAUCCACGCCAAAUCCUUUAUCCACCGUGAUAUCAAACCUGACAACUUCCUGAUGGGUAUCGGCAAGCGUGGUAACCAGGUCAAUGUCAUCGAUUUUGGUCUCGCUAAGAAAUACCGUGACCCCAAGACGCACUUCCACAUCCCUUACCGUGAGAACAAGAACCUCACCGGAACCGCGCGUUAUGCCAGUAUCAACACCCACUUAGGUGUCGAGCAGUCCCGCCGUGAUGAUAUGGAAUCCCUUGGCUAUGUCAUGCUUUACUUCUGCCGUGGUUCCCUUCCCUGGCAGGGUCUCAAGGCCGCUACUAAGAAGCAGAAGUACGACCGUAUCAUGGAGAAGAAGAUGACCACCCCCACCGAGGUCCUUUGCCGUGGUUUCCCCAACGAGUUCGCCAUCUACCUGAACUACACCCGUUCCCUCCGUUUCGACGACAAGCCCGACUACUCCUACCUGCGGAAGAUUUUCCGAGACCUGUUCGUCCGCGAGUCCUUCCAGUACGACUAUGUUUUCGACUGGACCGUCUAUAAGUACCAGAAGAACGCCGCCAUGAUUGUUGACGCCAACAAGAAGGAUGAGGAGCAGCGCCGCCAGGGCGUCAGUGGUACCCCCAUGGGUCCGGCCGUUAAGCAGCCUGGUGGCAUCACCAGCCAGCGCCGCAAGGUUGCCGAACACACCCCCGAGACUAGCCGUGCUGUGGGUGGAAGUGACCGGAUGUGA
This is a messenger RNA of Aspergillus ruber CBS 135680, 1080 nucleotides long. RefSeq names its product casein kinase 1 family protein. The transcript is spliced from 3 exons. Gene Ontology annotation, biological process: endocytosis; signal transduction; peptidyl-serine phosphorylation. The record is from RefSeq and is a predicted model, not a curated record. NCBI's taxonomy places the organism in Eukaryota, Fungi, Ascomycota, Eurotiomycetes, Eurotiales, Aspergillaceae. Bases 1 to 1080 code for a protein of 359 amino acids. Gene Ontology annotation, cellular component: nucleus; cytoplasm. Gene Ontology annotation, molecular function: ATP binding; protein serine/threonine kinase activity.